AUGUUCAAUUCGUUUCAGAACACUGGGUAUAAUCCUAACUAUGGAGUACCCAAUCAGCAACAACAACAACAACAACAACAGUCCCUCUACACUCAACCAACUGGCUUCGGACAACCCAACUUGUAUGCAUCGAGCCAACCGACUGGCUAUGUCCAAACGCAGCCAACAGGCUUUCAAGGUGCACCCACAGUUGUUGAAAACCAUGAUUUGAAAAUUCCGCCUUUCCGAUUAUCAUUCAUUACUGUGGAUGAUCAAAAGAAAUUUGAGCAUCUUUUCAGAACUGCCGUUCCUCGUGGAGAACAAGCAAUCAGUGGUGACUCGGCCAGUACAAUUUUGAUGAGAUCAGGUUUGAGUCCAGUUACUUUGGCUGAAAUUUGGACCUUAUCUGAUAUUGACAAGACAGGAUCCUUGCUUUUUCCUGAGUUUGCAUUGAGUUUGCAUUUGUGCAACACGGCAAAGCGUGGAGAACCGCUUCCCGGUGUCCUUCCUGAAAAAUGGCUUAAUGAGGUAAAGAGCUUUAUGGAUGCAAUCAACUUCAGCAUUCCUGAUGAUCCCAACAAAAUUCUUGCCAAUACUCCUUUUGCAAAGAAGGACGAUUGGAUGUACAAUCAACCGUCGAUGAAUACACAAGCUACCGGAUUCAACCAGCCACCAACGACAUUCGCACCUCAAGCCACUGGAUUUGGAAAUUCCUUUGCUCCUCAGGCCACUGGGUUCAAUCAACAAUCACAAACAUCAUCUUUCAACCAGCAACCUCAAAACAAUUGGGUCGCUCCACAACUUACUGGUUACAACCAGCAACCACAGCCAUCAACCAGUUUUGGAGGUGGCGGCGGUAUUGGUGGUAGUGUUACUGGCGAGUUUGUUCCGUUGCAGCCUCAACAAACUGCUGGUUUGAUACAGAAGACUGGACCUCUUCAAGCCCAAGGGACUGGAUUUAACCAACUUCCUCAACAACGCACAGGAGGAUUUGCUCCUCAAAGCACUGGAAUUGAGCCCCAACGUACUGGUGGACUCGUGCCGCAAACCACUGGGUUUCAACAAACUAGCGGAGGAUUCAACACCCUUGGUUUGCAGCCACAAAGAACUGGCCCCUUGCAAGCGAAUAGAACCGGUCCAGCCCCUUUGCAGUCUCAGCCAACUGGUCCCUUGCAGCAACAACAAACGGGUGCUUUACAACCACAACCAACGGGCUUUUUGCAACAACAACCUACUGGCUAUUUACAAGCCCAGCCAACUGGAAGACCUGGUGAAUGGGGAUUUGUCAAUAUGCCAACAGGUGGAUAUUCCGGCUUGAAUACGAUGCACAAAGUAUUUCAACCAAACACCAACCAAAAUUUUCAAGAUUUGAAUAAAGUUAUGAGCAAUAAUGCUGCGACUAAUGUGACUUGGGCCAUUACCAAACAGGAGAAGCAAGUCUAUGACAAUCUAUUUCAAGCAUGGGAUACGGGCAGAAGAGGAUACGUGGAUUCAAAUGUAGCUCUUAAUGUAUUCACAAAGUCUGGUUUGAGUAGACUGGAUUUGGAAGCAAUUUGGACCUUGGCCGAUACUGAUGAUGCUGGAAAAUUGAACAAAAAUCAAUUUGCCGUGGCAAUGCAUUUGAUUUAUAGAAGAUUGAAUGGAUUGGAGAUUCCUCUUAGAUUACCACCUGAAUUAAUCCCUCCAGCAGAAAGAACCUUGAAGGACACAAUGGACAAUUUGAAAAACUCCUUAAAGAAUAAUGGGGGGCUCAAGUCUGCGAAAAGCUACAAGCCACAAACAAAGGUGGAUGGUGCAAGAUUCAAAAACGAUGAUGACAAUUUUGGAUAUGUCUCGCGUGCUCGCCACAAGAGUAGAGACCAAGGAUCACCCAGUGCUUCAAAUGAGAAGGACAAGAAUCUUACCAUAGAUGAGUUGAAGAAGAGCAUUAAAGAAAAGAAGAUUUUGUUGGAUGCUUUGGAUGUCGAGGAUGAAGAAAAACAACACAAUGACACCAGUGCAAUUGACAAGUUGAAAAGUCAAAUUUUCGAUUUGCAAACAAAAAUCACAAGUCAAGCUCCCAACAACAACAACAAAAACUUGUGGCUUCAAAAAUUAAACCAUUUAACUAGAGAUAAAAUUCCAAAGUUGAUUUCAAAUAUAAAUCAAGUCAAUCAAGAGAUUUCUGAAAAAAGCAUUGAAUUGGUUAAACUCAAAUUGAGGCAAGAGGACCCUUCAUGGGAUGACAAGAAUGUUGAUCUCAAUGCAGUUUCGAACGAUUAUGGAAAAUUUGACUUGAAGCAGAAAAUGGCAUUGCUCACGGGUAAAGGCGGCAGUGGAGGCUCUGAUUUCAAGUUUAAGGAGGCGGUUCAGAAGUCCAAGUCUGAAUUUAAAGGGCAAUCUGACAUGGUGAAGGAUAUUGAGGCUGGUAUCAGGACGAUGGAGGAUGAAUGUGCUUCGAAACUCAAGACCUCCUCCAGAGUUGAAGUUGGAUAUGAGAAAUGGGAGAAGGGCUUUGGAAUUAGUCAAACUGUUGCUUCAUUUGUUAGAGAAUUGCAAAGAUAUCAAGAUGAUGCAACUGCAAAGGCGCAGCCAGUGGCUAAACCUGUUCCUCAAUCGAACAACAACGGGCCUCAACCUCAGCAGGAGCAGGUUAAUUCUACAAAAGUCAGUGCAGUCAAUUCUUCAUCUGCUGAGCCUCGUGCAGCGUACUCAACCCCGGAAGAGAGGGCGGCUUACAUAAAGGCAGAGGCAGAGAAGAGAAUGGCAGCUAGACUUGAGAAGCUUGGAAUCAGUCGUCACAAGAAUCUGGGUAAGAGGUCGACUGAAAAGCCAACACCUGCUGCUGUUCAGUCAAAACCCGUACAAGAUGACAGAAACGUGAAGCAGGAGGAGAACAUGAAUAACGCACCACAACUUGUUAAGCAAAAGACUGGGGCUCCUGAGGUGAAUAAGGUCGAAGGAAUUGUUCACUCACCUGCUCAAAGUUCAGCAGAGGAGCUUAGAAAUGACCGUGACGUAGUGGCUCACCCACAGCCAAUUCCACAGCAGUCAGCUUCUUCACGGCCAGCUCAACCUCAACUUGUUCAACCCGCUCGAUCUACUCAACCCAGACAAGCUCAAGAAGUGCAGUCAAGCGUGCCUGGUCAGUCCGCUGCUCUUGAUUCUUCAAACUCAGAUCAACAUGAAAAUAAUGAGGCUACAAAGGAGAAUUUCGGUGUGGCUGCUCCAGUAGCAGCUGGAGGCACUGAAGAUCAUGCUCUGGGUAAGUCGAGAAGUCUUGCUGGACCAACAGACUCAUCUCCUGAGGUGAAAGCUUCUUCAAAACCAAUUGCUACAUCUGUUGCUCCAGAGCAUGCCUCACUGAAGGAUGCUCCAGCUACCAAUGCUCCAAAAUAUGAAGACGUCAAUAAUGCACCACCAUCUUUUGAUGCAGGGCACAAUGGUAAUGAAUACGGGAAAGUACCAGGAGAUCGCGAAGCAGCUUCCCAACCAGAAGAACAUUCUAGACCUCCUAGACAUGACAAUAACCCAUUCUUUAAAAAGCAAUUUCAGCAAGUCAAUACCGAAAAGGCAAAUAUGCAAAGGAAUUUUCAAAGAGGUAUUCUGAACGAUAACAGCUGGAGCGACUCGGAAGAAGAAGAUUCUGACGACGAUGCGCCAAAUAGAGCGGAUGCACUUAAAUUGGCAAACUCCUUGUUUGGAGGAAUGGCGCCUCCGCUGUCAGUUCCUACAUCGGAGUCUUUGCUGACUCCUACUCAAGCAAGGAAAGGGGAAACAACUAGUCAACUCCAAGCUGAGCCAGGCACUGCUGCUAUCACUGAGCCAACUGUAAACAAGAAGCCUUUGGAGGAUUCUUCAACAGGAUCAAGUGGGGCAGGGUGGAAUACUGCGGAAUCGUCACCAGGUAUUAACGCUGAGAAUGGGGCUGAAGCAGUUCCACCAAUUCCACCAAUUCCACCAAUUCCGUCUUCAAGUACUUUGCCACCGCCACCACCAGCACUUGAGUCAGAUGCCCCAGCGUCUUCGUCUCAAUCUUUUGCAGCAGAAGAAGAGUUCGAAAGUUCAUCCGCUGUGCCUCCACCUCCUCCUGACUUUGCGCCACCUGUGCCACCAUCAGACUCAAUUUCACUGCCACCUCCUGCACCCCCAGUGCCCUCUUUUGAUGCUACACCUGCGCCAGCUGCCCCUCCUCCACCACCACCACCUGCACCCCCAGUGCCCUCUUUUGGAGCUCCAGCUGCCCCUCCUCCACCACCUCCGCCUGCCGCAGCCGCACAAUCGGCUUCUUUAAGUGGUGGGGCACCAUCUACUCCGAAUAUAGGAGCUUUGCUUUCUCAAAUUACAGGGGGAAAGUCAUUGAAGAAGGUUGAGACUAAAGAAUCGACUGGUGCCACUGUUGGAAGAGUUUUAUAG
Messenger RNA from Lodderomyces theae, 4374 nucleotides. RefSeq names its product Pan1p (gene PAN1). Gene Ontology annotation, molecular function: calcium ion binding; actin binding. Gene Ontology annotation, cellular component: cytoplasm; actin cortical patch; nucleus. The transcript has a single exon. The record is from RefSeq and is a predicted model, not a curated record. Lineage: Eukaryota; Fungi; Ascomycota; Pichiomycetes; Serinales; Debaryomycetaceae. Gene Ontology annotation, biological process: endosomal transport; endocytosis; actin cortical patch assembly. The coding region runs from base 1 to 4374 and encodes 1457 amino acids.